This is a messenger RNA of Penicillium vulpinum, 972 nucleotides long. RefSeq names its product Mrp/NBP35 family ATP-binding protein. The record is from RefSeq and is a predicted model, not a curated record. NCBI's taxonomy places the organism in Eukaryota, Fungi, Ascomycota, Eurotiomycetes, Eurotiales, Aspergillaceae. The transcript is spliced from 2 exons. Gene Ontology annotation, cellular component: cytosol. Gene Ontology annotation, molecular function: 4 iron, 4 sulfur cluster binding; ATP binding; ATP-dependent FeS chaperone activity. Gene Ontology annotation, biological process: iron-sulfur cluster assembly. Bases 1 to 972 code for a protein of 323 amino acids.
AUGCCUCUCACUGGGGUAAAUAAUGUUGUACUGGUCCUUUCCGGCAAAGGAGGUGUGGGAAAAUCCUCCGUCACCCUCCAGCUCGCCCUCGCGCUUUCGCUCCAAGGCAAAUCUGUCGGAAUCCUUGAUAUCGACCUUACGGGACCCUCAAUGCCACGCCUAGUCGGACUCGAAGAUGCAAAGAUCACACAAGCGCCAGGCGGAUGGAUGCCAGUACCAGUCCACGGGGCUGAAUCUGUAGCUGAAGCCGACGCCUCAGCGCCCUCAACACAACUCCAACGCGGUUCCCUCCGCUGCAUGUCCCUUGGCUUCCUUCUCCGCGAUCGUGGAGACGCCGUAAUCUGGCGUGGUCCGAAGAAAACGGCUAUGAUCCGCCAAUUCCUCUCGGAUGUCUUCUGGGGCCCGACAGAUUAUCUUCUCAUCGAUACGCCCCCCGGAACGAGUGACGAGCACAUUGCGCUGGCUGAGCAGCUUCUCACCCUCUCCACCACAGACGCUGCGGCAGCUGCGCAGGUAGGAUUACCUCGACUUGCUGGUGCAGUCCUUGUUACGACGCCGCAGGCUGUGGCGACCUCGGACGUCCGCAAAGAGGCGAACUUCUGCGUUAAGACUAAUAUUCCUGUGCUUGGGGUUAUCGAGAAUAUGUCUGGGUAUUCUUGCCCCUGCUGUGGGGAGGUUAGUAAUCUAUUCUCCAGUGGAGGAGGACAGGUGAUGGCCCAGGAAUUAAGUCUCCCAUUUAUGGGUAGCGUGCCUAUUGAUGUGAAAUUCGGAGAAUUGGUUGAAGGAAAGAUGGAGGCUGAGGAUAGUGACGAGGAGGAUGACGAGAGUCCACAGAGUCAGCCACAAGAUACUCCCGCUGAGCCCGAUGAUCGGCCGCUUGUCGAACGAUACCGGGACACCUGGUCUUAUCCUCGAUUUGAGAGAUUUGCGAAGACUCUUAUAAGCGGCAUUGAGGGCCCGACAGCCGUAUAG